Messenger RNA from Paramecium pentaurelia, 3175 nucleotides. Lineage: Eukaryota; Ciliophora; Oligohymenophorea; Peniculida; Parameciidae. The record is from the annotation of a GenBank genome assembly.
AUGUCAAUAACACAUGAAUAUUUAAGAAAGUAUUCUUAUAAUCGAUGGAAGAAUUCAUCAAGACCCAUUUAAGAGAUAACUUAAUUAAGAAAAGAAAACAAUCCAUCUAUUGUAGAUAUACAUUAUGAAACCCAAGAAUAAUUUCAAAAAUUAAAUCCAGAAAUUCAUGUCUCUUAAGAAUAUCCUAGUGAAAAUCAAUUGAUUGUAUCUAAUUAGAUUUAACAAUCUAAUUCAUAUGAUCCUAAUCAUGCAUUUACAAAUACAGAAAAUUAAAAAAAAUCAUAGAAACAUAAUAUAUUUCAACCACUUCCAAACAGUAACCUCUUUCAUUAAUCCCUUAAGAUUCAAAAUUUAAAAGGAAAUAACUUUGUAAUAAAAGAGCAAUUCAAUAUCCGAAUUGAUCCUAAAAACUAAACUAAGUUUAAUAAAUCUAUCUAAUUAAAUGAAGAUUCUCUUAAAUAAUCAGUUCCUUAAAUGCCAUAAAAUUAAUAUCUCUUUCUAUAAACUAAUUAAAUCUCUUAAUAUAUUGAAUUAUCUUAAUAAGUUGAAUAAUAAAAUGAAUUGAAGGAAGUAAAUUAAGAGUUAUAAGAACAAGAAUUAUUUCUUGAAUCUAAAUAGGAAUUUUAAUUCAAAUCUGAUUUUCAAUCAUCUCAUCCUAAAUAUGAAGCAGAAGAACAACAUUUUCCUUAAGUAGUACAAAUGGAUGUUGAUUUUAAUAAAGAUGAAUAUCUAAAAAUAAUUGAUGAUUACAUUGAAUUUAUUAAAAUUACUGAAUACAUUGAUGUAUAAUUAAUUGAAUAAGAAAUCUUAAAAUAACAACACAUUUCUUCAUAAAAAUAAUUUAUGUUUAGAAUUGAUCCCCUAAUUACUAGUAUGCUUUUUGAAUAAAUACCAAAUAACCCUUAUUAAAAAGAAUCCAAUUAACCUUAUAAAAAGAUGGAUUAUGUAGAUUUUUAUGAUGCACUUAAAAAUUAUAAAAAUCAAUUAGAAAGAGAUUUAUAUAUUCCAGAUUUAAGUGAUUUUAUGCAUUAUCAAUUAUCUUAGCAAACAUUUAAUUUCUUAGAAAUAAAAAGAUAAUAGAUUAAAUGGAGUCCAUCACUUUUUAAAGCAUUAUAAAGUAGUAGAAAUGAAUUAAUUACAUUAUUCUCUAUUUACAAUCAAAUAAAAGUGCCAGAUAUUGUAUUGUUUGAUUAAGAUAUUGAUGCAUUUAAAAUUUAAAUAAAGUAAAUAGGUUCUAAUUAAAUAAAUAUAUUUCAAAAUUUGUUUAGAAAAUAUAAAGAAAAAACAAUAAAAAAGUUGAAAGACUUAAAAGUAAUCAAUUAAUAAAUGAAUAAAAAUAAAUCAAUUUUAAUUUAAUCAAAAUAAGAACAUUAGUAUUAGAAUUAAGAAUUUUAAAAUCAAUUAGAUGAAUUUAGAAAUAAAUUAAAAGAAUAUUCACAUAAAUCACCUAUUGAUUUUAAAUAAGCAAUGAGUUUAAUCCAAAAAUUCAAUAAGUACUUCAUUAUUAUAUAUUAGUAUUUAAUAAUUUUUUAUUUAGAUAAAAUAGGAAGAACAUAUUCUUCAGAAAUAAGGAAUAUAUUAUAUUCCAAUAACCUUUAAUUAAGAAUAGGAAAUGAUGAAAAUAUUUGAUUUGAUGUAUAUAAAUCUUAAACAAGAAAUAUUGAAAACUAAAACUUUAUUAACAUUACCAAUAGGAGAAUUUGCAUGGGAACAUCAAUUAUAAUAAGAAUAGGAAGCAUUGAAUAAAAUAACAAGGAGACUUUGUCUUCUUAAUUAAUUUUAUGAAUAAUCCAUUUAGAAAUACUAAACUGAAUAUUAAUUUAUUAGAUAAUUAAAAAAAGGAUAACAAAUUAUGAAUGAUAAUAUAAAUGUUUUAGUCUAAUACUUAGAUAUUAAAAAGGUUAUUUAGAAUUAAUAGAUAAGUAUAUUCGCUUAUCCAAAAUUAUAAUUACAAUAAAUAACAAUUUAAACAUUAAAUUAUCAUGAUUUAAUUUUUUAAACUAACAAUAGAGUAAUAGCUAUUCAGUAAUUAAAUUAAUAUCAAUUCAUUGAAGAAUUAAAGUAGAUUUUAUCUUAAAAAAAUUAUUCUUCAGUUGAAAUCUCUUUAUUGAAAAUGAAAAAUUAGUUAAAUUCCCUUAAAUUUUCUAAAUUAAUUUAAGAUGAAAUUAAUUUAUUACAUACUUAUAUUACUUAAGCAUUAUGUUUUUUUCCUAAAAAUGUAAUUGAUAUCUUUGUUCAGACUAAUACUUAUGAAGAACUUGAAUUAUAACUGGGAAAUAUUGAGUAAUUUGAAACUUUGGAAAAUGCUAAUUUGGAAAGUCAAUCAAAAGAGUUAUUUGAAAUUUUUAUGACAUUUUUUGAGUCUAAAAUAUAAAACUAAUUCGAUGAAAUAUUCAUUCAAUUAUAUGAUAUGAGUAAAGAAUAAAAUAGUGAUUGGAAUCCAAUAAAAUUAGCUAAAAGAAUAGAUUUAUUAUAUGAAUAUUAAAGGGAAGAUAUUGAAAGCAAUUAAUAUGUAAAAAAAGAAUUAAUUGAUUAAAUUAUUGAUUAUCCAGAUUUAAGAUAUUUAUUUUAAGAAGCAAGGUCACUUUUUAAAUAAAUAAGAGAAAUACUUGAAAAGGAAUAAGAUAUAGAAAAAACUAAUUAAACUAUUUUGAGUUUGAUUUUAGAUUUUGAAGCUCCAGAAGGAAUAGAUUAAAAUUUGAUUGAUUUAAAACCUUUAGAAAGAUUUCAUAGAAAUUUUAAGAAAUUUGAUAAAUUUACACAAUUAAAAAAUGAAAUUAUAAAUUUAGGAUUAAUAUUACAAUAAGAAUAUGGUUAAUAUUUAUUAUGCUGUCAAAGUAAAAUCAUUAAAUUAGUUGAUUGUAUUGAAUUAAAAAUAAAUACAUUAGAUAAAGAGAUUUUAGAUAAUAUUUAAUUUAAACCUCUAAAUUUUAAUACUUCAGUACCAAUCUAUGAAUUACAUACAUUAUUAAAUUAUCGUUAUUCUGAUUUUUAAUCUAUUUAAAUUUAAAAGUUUGAAAACAAUUAACAAAGAAAAAUUGUAUUAUUUUCAUAAAAAACAAAAUAAAAUUUUGAUGAAGAUAUUGAUAUAGUCUUAGAAGUAAUUUAUGAUAAAUCUAAGGUUCAUAAUAUUGGAAUAUAUGUUGAUCAAUAAUUAUGUUUUUCAUGUUUAUGA